AUGCCAGCCCCCCACUGCUACGUCCUCGGCGGGUCUGGCUCUAUCCAAGGCUACCAGACGAAUGCCAGAGGACCGUUCAUUGCCGCCAGCAAAACAUCCCCUCCCUUUCCAAUUGCCGUCUUCUAUCACGAUGCCACGCUCACCGAGCUUCUUGACGUCGUUCAGGAGGCUGUGACAUCCCUCGCAAAUCCUCGCGCCAACGCUGCUACUGCCGUGGCUCUCCUCAGAGCUCUGGGUCGACGUGCUGAUCGCCUCAACAUGACAAGAUUAUAUACUUGGGACCGGUUCUAUCCAAUUGUUUACGGGAAGCAUGUUGGGGUAUACUUCAGAUGGGAGGACGCCGAGAUUGAAGUCACCGGAUUAUUCCAUCGUCGAUUCCAGCGCGUACGCUCCUUCUCGGAUGCCCUUGUCUUCAUGAUUACGAAGGCUCGUGUUACCUCUGGCGAUGGCCUCUUGACUCCUCCAGCCAUUCCUUCCCCCCUUGCAUUCACUGCUGGACAAAGGUCAACGACCUCUAGUCCCCAGGUCGGCGUCAAUCUCGCCAUCCCACCCUCUGGCUCCUCGCGUUCUCGUUCGAAUGCAUCUCGUUCUACAACAGGUUCCUCUAGCCAGACCCCGUCUGCUGCCCCACCUCCGAACUCAGUCCGCUCUUCCAAGCGGUCGACCAAUACAUCACGCGCUCCUUCGUCCUCAUUGGCAGCUUCUUCUUUGGUGUCGAGCCCCUUGACUACUCAACACUCUGAAGCUCUUCCUCCGGAUGAUGUUGAUGAAACGGCGUCCUCCAUUGAAAGCAUUCAAUCCUGGGUCGAGGCCGUGUCACUCAUCCCUCCUGCUCCUCUCCAGCCGACGAACGCCGCCAAUCGCGAGCCUCGGACGUCAGACAUCAUAUACUGCCAUUCCCGCUCUCUGUCCGGCAUUCAAGAUACGUACUAUGAAGGCGAUGAGUUGCCCCACCACCCGGAUCCCCCUCCUAUGGAGUUGCUUGGCCCCGCGGCGUCUCAUUAUUUCUCAACCCAUGGCUUCCUCCCUCAGUCCAUCUGGACUAUUUACUAUGCAUUUAAGGAGGCUUGCGAUGCUGCGGAGUUCGUCGGCAUUGUGGCGAGGAGAGGCACUGCUCAGCUUGAAGCUGGCUACAUCUUCGACUUGAUCUCUGGCCGCUGGCGGGAGGCCGAUCCGGUUGACGAGGACAUAGUUGUGAGCGACUCCUAA
Coniophora puteana RWD-64-598 SS2 is the source of this 1209-nucleotide messenger RNA. RefSeq lists its product as uncharacterized. The transcript is spliced from 4 exons. The record is from RefSeq and is a predicted model, not a curated record. The coding region runs from base 1 to 1209 and encodes 402 amino acids. Lineage: Eukaryota; Fungi; Basidiomycota; Agaricomycetes; Boletales; Coniophoraceae.